Molecule: messenger RNA, 1701 nt
Organism: Dovyalis caffra
Lineage: Eukaryota; Viridiplantae; Streptophyta; Magnoliopsida; Malpighiales; Salicaceae
Source: the annotation of a GenBank genome assembly
AUGGUAAGAGAGGGGAAUUUGGAAAAUCCAAAGGACGACGAUGAUGAAGAGGGCUUAAAUCUUAGGAACAUAAAAUUAAGUGGCCAGAUGGGUGCGAAACAAGAAAAUGGUGACCCUGAGAACAUUUUGCCUCCUCUUGAACAGGAAUUAUCUCAUGAGUUGGAUACGAAAGUAAAGAAGUAUCUCAGGGGAGAAGGUGCUAAUUUGGAGGUUUUAAAAGACAAAAAGCUUAAGGGUCAACUUUCUGUUAGAGAAGAUUUAUAUGGAAUAUCUGCAAAAGCUGCUGCCAAGGCUGAAAAGUGGCUUAUGCCAAGUGAGGGAGGCUAUCUGGAGGCUGAGGGUAUAGAGAAGACAUGGAGGAUCAAACAGGAUGCAAUCAGUCGUGAAGUUGGUAUCUCAAGUGCAAAGAAUCAAUAUGAUAUAGUCUUGCCAGAUUUUGGUCCAUACACUCUGGAUUUCACCCCAAGUGGUCGAUACAUGGCAGCUGCUGGUCGCAAGGGCCACUUGGCAGUUGUUGACAUGAAGAAUAUGAGCUUAAUUAAAGAGUUGCAGGUUAGAGAAACAGUGCGGGAUGUUGUGUUUUUGCACAAUGAGCUGUUCUUUGCUGCUGCCCAGAAAAAGUACCCAUACAUUUAUAACAGAGACGGUGUCGAAAUUCAUUGUUUAAAGGAACAUGGCGUGGUGACAAGGCUUCAGUUUCUGAAAAACCAUUUUCUCUUGGUGUCAAUAAACAAAAAUGGGCAGCUACGAUACCAAGAUGUUACAAUGGGUGAGAUGAUAGGCAAUUUGCGGACAGGUUUAGGCCGCACUGAUGUGAUGCAGACCAAUCCUUUCAAUGGAGUUGUUGCCUUGGGCCAUUCACGUGGUAUAGUAAGCAUGUGGAAGCCCACUAGUGCAGUUCCCCUUGUCAAGAUGUUGUGUCAUCCUGGGCCUAUUACAGCAAUGGCAUUUCAUCCUAAUGGCCAUCUCAUGGCCACGUCUGGCAAGGAAAAGAAAAUUAAGAUUUGGGACUUGAGGAAAUUCGAGGUUCUCCAAACUUUACCUGGCCAUGCAAAAACCUUGGACUUUAGUCAAAAAGGUUUACUAGCUGCUGGAACUGGAUCGUUUGUUCAUGUUCUAGGAGAUUUCUCUGGAUCACGGAAUUAUAGCAGAUAUAUGGGUCAUUCAAUUGUGAAAGGUUACCAGAUAGGGAAAGUGGCAUUUCGACCUUACGAAGAUGUUCUAGGCAUAGGGCACUCCAUGGGAUGGUCUUCAAUUCUAAUCCCAGGUGCAGGGGAACCCAACUUUGACACAUGGUUGGCAAACCCAUUUGAAACAACUAAACAAAGAAGAGAGAAGGAAAUUCACUCUCUUCUUGACAAGCUCCCACCCGAAACAAUCAUGCUGGACCCUUCAAAGAUUGGUACAUUGAAGUCGGCCAAGAAGAAAGAUAAACCAACAAAGAAGGAAAUGGAGGCAGAGAUGGAAGCCGCUGUUCUAGCAGCCAAGGGAACUGCCAUUAAGAAGAAAACAAAGGGAAAGAAUAAGCCCAGUAAAAUAGCAGUAAAGAAAAAGGAGAAAGUUGAAAGAGCCAAGAGACCUUUCUUGGACCAACAAAUGAAAGAGGAAGAAAAUGUGGCCAAAAAGAAGCAGAAAAUAGGUGAGGAAAUUUCGUUGCCUACAGCAUUGCAAAGAUUUGCCCGUAAGAAGGCAACGGCAUGA